CAAAUAAAAUGAGAACGCAUCGCAACGGCAGUUGACUGUUGAGUGAGCUGUUAGUUCGGUAAUGUUGGCCAACCGUCAUUUCAAUUUCAAACGGUUUUCGAUCGUGUAGUGUUUUAUGGCGUUUGUCAAACUAACAAAACUUUUUGAAAAGUGGAGUUUAUAUCCCAGAUAUGUCUAUUUUUAAUGAAUUAUUGCCUAAAAUCAAUGAGAUAUCUAACGUUUUUACAAAAAACUUCAAUGAAGACCUUAAGGCCGUGUUCGAAUGUUUUGAUAAAUUUGAGGAGGAAUUUCAAAAUGGACGAGGAAAGGCGCGGGAGAAGACCGCAAAAGAUAAAAACCCUAUGACGACGCUUCAAAGUAUCCAUGAGGACGAAGAUGAAUCAGUCAAAUCAGUUGAGUCUGCCAGUGCUAAAAGCAGAACGAGCAACAAAUCUGACGAGACCGGACGCAGUUCAACAGAAAGUAACAGUGACAAACCAAGACGGGCUUCUAAGAAACGCGGUAAAAAUGAAGUGGAUGGCAUGUCCAGUCCUGAACAGGAUAAGAGACAGAAGAGGAAUGCUUCUGUCAAAGCACAGAGCAUUAUUAGUAAACAGGUGAAUGUAAACUUAACACAAAAACUACGCCGCGAGGACCCUGACAGAGCCUCAUCGCGGAGUCGGCGGAACAAUGAGGAUGAUAAGGAAAACUCUGAACCAGUGCCUAACAUACAAAUCAAAGAAGAGAAAGUCUCCUUACCACCAGAGCCAAUGGACACGGAUACUUUGCCACUGGAUAUUGAAGUUAAACAGGAGGCUGAUAAGGAUGAAAUUGCUAUGCCACCACCAUCUAUGCCUGUGCCAAAGCCUCGUAAGGCUGCAGCUAAGGAGAAAGCAGAUGAUACUUCCGAGGAGGAGUCCUCAGGAAGAAGAAGGACCACCAGGACCAGGAAACAGAAUGAAACUGUGGCGCCACCUGUAGCAGCGUCCAGGUCGACUCGCGCCAGUUCCCGCUCGGCGCGCAAGACGGACGCAGAGGAGGCGCCGCCCGCGGAGACCAGGCCUAAACGCACUAGGGCUAAGAAGAAAGUAUCAGAACCACCAGUAGAAGUUGAACCGGAAACUGCAGCAGAAGAGAGUCAACCAGCCUCUCCGGCUGAGAAACCACGCCCCAAAAGGACGAGACGAGGCCAGAAAGCUGCCGACAAAGCAGAAAAACAAGACACAACACCAGUCGAACCAAUCAUAUCACCUAAAGAAGAAAGAAAAUCAGAGCCAGAAAUAUCAUCACCUAUAUUACAGAAGGAAAUACCUAAGAAAGGGAAAAAGGACCCUGUGGUUGAGAUCACAAGGUUGAAUUUGGAUGAUGUUGAUGCUCUCGACAAGACGAGAGUGUUGCCUCAGGUCGGCGAUAUGGAUAAGACUGUGGUGUUGCCUAAUGGAGUGUAUAAUCACGCGCCGGUUACGCCUAAGAAUGUUCGCAACAUGAACGAAACAGUGGUUAUCGAAGCAUCGACCAGGGAGACUAUAGUUAUAGAAAAACCAAAGAACCAAAUCAUGGAUUCGACUGUCGUUCUCGACAAAGAUCCUAGAGCUACAAACCUGACGGACGACAACUCGCUGUUAACAGACGACAGUGAUUCCCCCGAGUUGCACACGCCGCCUAAACAACAACCACCUAACAUACAACCUUCAUCGGCAGUAAAAGAGAAGGUGCAACAAUUCGAAGAGUUAGCGUCGCGAGUUACAAGGACCAAGACCAGAGCUAUGGCUAAGAAGGCUGAAGAACAGACAGAGACUCACACACCGCCCGACAAGACAAUCAAACCAGUGCUCUCAGCUGAAACACUCAACAAAAUGAACAACAUGAUCUUCAAUGGGAAGGUUCCACAGAUAUCAAGUUCGGCAACAAAACCUCGCGCAAUACCGACCCCCACCACCAAGUCUUUCAUUCCCGCUUCAACAUCCAAGUUGAGUGGAAUCAACCGCGCGAGGGAGGCGGAGGAACUCAAGAGGGAGAGAGAGGAUGCUAGGAAAAAGAAGGAGGCUAUGUUGGAGGCUAAGAGGGAGUUGCAGAAGAGGAAGCGUGAAGAGAAGAUGGCAGCGGCGGCGGCAGCGCGCGAGGCGGCCGAGCGCGAGCGGCGCGCCGCCAUGGAGCUGGCCGCGCGCGAGCGCCGCGACAAGCAGGCGCAUGCCGACCUCGGCAAGCAGGAGCGGCUGCGGGAGGCCGAGCGGAAAAAGCAAGAGCUAGCUCGCAAAGUAGCAGAAACAGAAGAAAGACGGCGCGCAGAAGAACACGCGAGACAACAACGUUUAGCGGAGGAACAGAGACGAGCUGACGACACCCGCCGGAAACAACUGGAAGAGGCAGCUGCUAUGAAGAAAGAAGCAGCUAUCAUGGCGAAGGAAAUCGAGAAGAGACAAAAAGAGUACAUUGAGAAACAGAAAAUAAAGCAUAAAAUGGAAAACAAAUCGCACACCCCGCUGAAGUCAGCGGGCACUCCGGGCGGCUGGCACGGGUCCGCGCUGGAGCCCGCCUACAUGGCGGACGGCUUCCAGUACCUCAACUCUGACGAGGACGAGGAACCCGUCGAGAGGCCUGUGCCAGAGUGGAGCACUUCCAAGGCCCGCAAGCAGCAGCUGUACAUCCAGGCGGGCGUGGGCGCGGGCCACGUGGACCGGCUGUUCAGCGUGCGCGUGCACUCGCCCGACCUCAGCGACAUCUUCCCCAACAUCGAGCGCGCGCGCCUCAAGCGCACCUCCUCCGCCGUGUGGCGCACGCCGCCCGCGCGCCUGCCCGCGCUCCCAGAGUGACACAUGACAUUAAUGAAUUACAUCACGUCGCUGGCGGCGCCAUGUGUACAUAUCGUAGCUGUAUUAGUUUACAAUGUAAUCACUUUGUAUUGGGCACGUACUGUGCAGACACUAAUAGAUAAAUAUCUAGUGUUCAGAGCAUUAGUGAAGCGGUAUCCUCGUUUUUCCUUGUGUGGGUAGUUUGUAGUUAAUGUGGUCUUGCUUAAGUAAUUGUCGCAGUAGAAAAUGGUAUGUUAGAUUCGUUUAUACCUUUUUCUGUAGAGACUUGAUUGCUGUCGACAAAAAAUUUGAUUAAUAAUAAUAUUUAUAGACUCGUCUGGAUAAAUCGAUGAGAAGCGAAAAAAAGGCGUUAUGCCAGUCUGUUUUCUUUACACCAAGAUUGUCAAUAAAUAGACAUUGUAUAAGGACAACUUUGGCAGAAUCGAACUAACAUCACUUACGCAAUGUAUAACGUGGACUCUUUUAAAUGAAAAAUAAAACAACUCAGUUGCUUACAGCCCAGUUAUCAUCAUGUGUUACAAACAUUGCGUAUGUUGUGUCAGUUGGUCUGUGCCUUAGUUUUCUACAACUUACAUUGUGUCUUCCUACCCUUGAAGGUGUACUGUAAUUCUAAGAAAAAUACUGCUGAAUUAUGAGUCCAAUUUAAUUGUAAAACAAAAAAAAUUGCAAGGAUGACCCAUGAGACUUACAUUCUGCCCAUACUGAAGAAAUAAUCGUGAUACUACGAUGACUAUAGAUCAAUAAUUAUAAUAUAUGAAGUUUUUAAUAGUUAUUGUUAUGCAAUUUAUAUGUUAAGACAUGUUUGAAUGAUUUUAGUUUAACGGUUUUCUUUGGAUUGCUAAGUUUUUAGAAUAUGUUGUCUAUAGGACCGUUGUUUAUGAUUAUCAUGAUGAUUUUAAAUGUUUUAUUGAUAUGUCUGUACCUUAAAUUAGUACUCAGUGCCUUGAUAAGUACUCUGCUUAUGUGAUUCAAUGUACAAGGAAAAUGAUAAGUAAAAUAAAGUGCCAUCAUCGUGUUUCCAAUGCCAAUUUUUAAGACAACUAUAAUAAUAACGAGUGCCAAUGUACCUACAUAUAACUUCUAUGACUAGUAGUCUCUUUAUUUUUCCAAGCUGUGUAUAUUUGGACAGAAAACAAUUAUGUCGAGAAUUAACGUACUUAGGUAUCAUCAAUUGAGAAGGCUCCUCUUGCACCUCUAAGUACCCGCCAUUUGAAAAUACUCCUUAGCCAAGCCUUGUUCUUCAUAGAAAGAAAGCUUUUCUACUUAUAUGUCAGAAUGCCUGAUGUAUACAACAGAGUAAUGAGCAAAUGGAAUAAAACUAAUUCAUGUAACCAAGCAAGUAUGUAUUCUAAUCAAAGUAUUUAUUUGAAUAAAUUUACAGUCUCCCAACAAUGUCUUAUGCUCAUCCAACACUCCAUUUGCUGAUUACUCUGUGUUAUCUCAUUUUGUAAAUAAUUUCACAUUAUUAUACCAAAAUGUAAAAAUCAUGUUGUUUCCAUGUAUGUAUGUGACUAAGAUCACACGAGUUUUAGAAUAAUUUUAACAUUAAGACUGCUAUGGAUUUUGAUUGUAAGUUAGAAUAAAAAUUUACAGCGAGUA
Molecule: messenger RNA, 4391 nt
Organism: Trichoplusia ni (cabbage looper)
Lineage: Eukaryota; Metazoa; Arthropoda; Insecta; Lepidoptera; Noctuidae
Gene: Incenp
Product: inner centromere protein A
Exons: 21
Coding region: 171-2792 (873 amino acids)
Biological process (GO): meiotic spindle midzone assembly; positive regulation of protein serine/threonine kinase activity; mitotic cytokinesis
Cellular component (GO): meiotic spindle midzone; nucleus; kinetochore
Molecular function (GO): protein serine/threonine kinase activator activity
Source: RefSeq, a predicted model, not a curated record